UCAGUUCAUCUGUAGUAGUAGACCUCGCAAUGUCGAGUGACCGCUCUCGAAGGGGAACCUUACUGCGCUGGGAGAUGGCCGCAACCGAUUUUAGGUUUGCAUUCCCUCGUGCAUAUAUCUGCUUGCUUUGGAUCUUAAGUUAUCCUGUGGACGUACAUGGUUCAUACUUGAAGUGUUGUUUUGAGGAUCUGAAAAACAACUCAGUUUCCUAUCAGCUCAGUGAGCCACCCGGGCCUUCCUGCACCACAACAUGGUCAGACAGGGAUAUGGUUGUGGUGGAUGAAAACGGAGAUGUGGACCAAAGUGUUAUUUAUCUUGAAUCGCAGAAGUUAAUCCUGAGACAGAACAUGGAGGAAAAGGACAAACUGGUCAUAUAUCGUAAAGACUGUCGGCAUUCUGGGUAUGCCUACGAAGCAAAGUGCAGUGAUCCUUGUGCUGCUGUGGACGUUACAAGAAGUACUCAAGUCACCCACAGCACUGUUGCACCUAGAAGAGAUCAAAUACACAUAUCCAUCAUUAUCACCAUCAUCAUCCUUAGCAUAAUCAUCAUCAUCGCCAUCGUCGCCGUUAUCUGUUGUAAACGAAAUCAUUGCUCCACACCAAAUGUUAGAUGCAGGGCCAUGUGGACAGCAGUGCCAAAGAAUCAAUCCAUACAAGUCUGAUACCCUUCUGCCUUUUAUUCACUUUCAUGCAUUUUAUGUAAAUACAGUAUGUUUGUCACCUUAUGACCUGCAUGCCAUUCUUUAAUCAGUACCCAAACUCAUUUAACCUGACAUCAGAUUAACUUUGUACCAAAAAAAUCUAUUUUUGCUAUAGAUAAAGAUGUUGUUGUGGUUUUGCAAGUUUACCUGCUUGAAUUAUAAAGUGGAUAGUUAAUAAGAAAAGUGGAUAGUUUGGGUGAAAGAGGAAUGCCAGAUGCGUCAUUACUGCACUUUUUGUCUACUAAUGUGCAUGUGAGUGAUAAUUGACAGGGCAAAAUUAUCAAGCCCUUCCGAACAUAAAAAAAAUCUUAAUCUAAUAAGGGCUGUGGAAGUUCUCUAUUAUUAUAUUUUUAUUAUUAAUAAUUGUUACUUAUAUUAUCAAUAAGUACUAUUUUUAUAAUAUAUAACAACAUAUUAUUGUAUAAGUUCUCAAUUAAUGUCUGAAAGAAUAUAUAAUAAUAUAAUAUAUAAUUAAAUAUACAAUAUACUGUAUUAUGCAAAUACAAUACUAUAGUAUUUUUAACAAUAUUGGAAAUGUGAUAUACAAUAAUAAUAAUAAUAAUAAUAAUAGUUAUAAUAAUAAUAAACUUAAUGCUUUUCACAUGAUAUUUUUUGUUUGUAAUCUUUAGAAAUGCUAGAAACCUUUGUAAAGUAUAAUCUUAGCUGUUUCCUCUGCAAUGCCAAUGUAUUUUUAUCUGUGUCUUUAAUAAUGCAUGCAAUAAUCAUGUUUUUAUUUCAUUUACUUAAUACAAUUAGAAGACAUAAAAGAAAAAGUCACCUCUUUCUUGCUAUUGUGUUGCUUGUGAAUUAAUAAACUGUUUAUAUUUUAUGUUA
This is a messenger RNA of Paramisgurnus dabryanus, 1535 nucleotides long. RefSeq lists its product as uncharacterized. The record is from RefSeq and is a predicted model, not a curated record. Lineage: Eukaryota; Metazoa; Chordata; Actinopteri; Cypriniformes; Cobitidae.